Molecule: messenger RNA, 2630 nt
Organism: Nematolebias whitei (Rio pearlfish)
Lineage: Eukaryota; Metazoa; Chordata; Actinopteri; Cyprinodontiformes; Rivulidae
Gene: rbmx
Product: RNA binding motif protein X-linked
Exons: 9
Coding region: 307-1458 (383 amino acids)
Biological process (GO): positive regulation of mRNA splicing, via spliceosome
Cellular component (GO): spliceosomal complex
Molecular function (GO): RNA binding
Source: RefSeq, a predicted model, not a curated record
CACGAAGAAGAGGAACCGACCGUUGUUCUCUAUCGUUGUAGGGUAAGGCCAACGUGCGGCAUAUUGCGGUGCGGUAGUAUUUAGCUACAUGAUACACGCGUAAUACGCUUGAUAUAAGUAGCUAUAUUUCAUACCUUCUAAAAGUAGCGUGUUCGCGCUUGCAAAGUAAGGUAUUUUAGUAUUAGGUAGGAGUCUGAUAACGUUAAACUGCCUAGCUAAAAAAAAAUCACUGGCGCGAAAAAUCGCCAUUUUGCGCAUUCAACAGUCGAAGACACGCCGCGAGUAAGGCGGAUUGUUGUGCAGAGAAUGGCGGAGGCAGACCGACCAGGCAAGCUCUUCAUCGGUGGGUUGAACACAGAGACCACCGAGAAGGCCUUGGAGCAGUACUUCAGCAAAUAUGGCAGAAUUGUCGAAGUUCUUCUGAUGAAGGAUCGUGAAACAAACAAGUCAAGGGGUUUUGCAUUUGUUACCUUUGAAAGUCCUGCUGAUGCAAAAGAUGCAGCCCGUGAAAUGAAUGGAAAGUCUCUUGAUGGCAAGCCUAUCAAAGUGGAGCAAGCUACAAAGCCUCAGUUUGAAAGUGCUGGCAGGCGAGGUCCUCCCAUGUAUUCUCGGAGUCGUGGUCCACCCAGAGGUCCCCGUGGUUCCAGAGGAGGCAUGAGGAGUCCCCCAUCCAGAGACUACUAUGAUUCAGGAUCAGAUGAACCCUUCUAUAAAGGGUCCAGAGGCCCUCCACCAAUGAAACGGGGUCCCCCAGUUCGUAAUGGAGGUCCACCGAUGAAGAGACCGGCCCUAUCUGGUCCCAUGAACAGGGCCCCGAUGUCAAGGGACAGGGAUUCAUAUGGUCCACCUCGCAGAGACUCAAUGUUGUCCAGGAGGGAUGAUUACCCAUCACCAAGAGAUGACCAUUACAAUCCUAAAGACAGCUAUUCAAAUCGGGACUAUAACUCCAGAGAUUCAAGGGACUAUGGACCGCCCCCCAGAGACUACUCAUACAGAGACUAUUCAAAUUCCAGUUCCCGCGAUGACUAUGGCUCAAUGACGAGAGGAUACAAUGACCGUGAUGGUUAUGGCAGUGGUCGGGAACCCAGAGGCUAUAUGGAUCGUUCAAGUGGUGGCUCCUACAGAGAUUCAUAUGAUGGUUACGGUAACUCACGCAGCGCCCCACCUUCACGGGGCCCCCCACCAUCCUAUGGUGGCGGUGGUGGAAGCAGUCGUUAUGAUGACUAUGGCAGCAGCUCCAGGGAUGGCUAUGGCAGUCGUGACAGUUACCCCAGCAGUCGGAGUGAGCCAUAUCCCUCUAGCCGUGGAGAGCGAAUGGGCAGGCAGGAAAGGGGCCCGGCUCCCCCUGCCGAGAGAGGCUACCCUCCUCGUGACUCGUACGGCUCAAGUCGUGGAGGGCCACGUGGUGGCCGUGGUGGCAAUCGAGUCGAUAGGGGAAUGGCUCGCAACAGAUACUGAAAUGGACUUGGAUGUCACAUAAAGUCAACACGUCUUCGUUCACCCUUAAGUUUUGGAAGAAAUCUGUCAACAAGAUGAAGUAGGCAUGUCUAACUCUGGAGUAGGAAGCUUAGCUUUGUAUCUUGACUUUCCCAGUUUUUUAUGUGUAAAAGUUCAAUUUGUUUUAGGUUUUUUUUUUUUUUUGCUUUGCUUAUGUCACAGUACAGUAGCUAAGUGUUUUUGUACAUUCAGUGCUUUUGGAAACUGCAGUGCCCUAUAAGUAUUGGCUUUCAUACUCUAAUAAAGCUUUUAGUUGAACCUUGACAUCUGCUCCUCGAUUCCUGAACUCAAGACCACUGACAAUAGGAUGUCGAGCAACAGCCGCCAACAUGUUUUAAAUUUAAUUUUUUUCCUCCCAAGUUUUCUAAUGCAUAGGUGAGUGUUUGUGCUCUAUUGGAGUGGAAUGAAUUCAUAACCAAAUGUGCUACCAACUGGACUAUUUGCAAGCUUGGAGAAAUGUUACUGUUAAAAUGUUCUAAUGUAGUUCCCUUGGAAAUGGAUCCAUCACCGUAGAGCAUGCAACGACAAAACCAAAGGCAACAACCAAAAGCAACUCAACUGAUAGUCAACAGCUGGUAAGCAAAGCAAACCUCUUUUUCUCGUCUGUACAUGAGUUUCUCAUUAUCCUGAACUGAAAUCUUCAGUCAAAAGACAACGUUUGCCUCAAGGAACAAAGCAAAAAGGAGUUCAACUGAAAUCAGCCCUGUCACUAUAAUCUUGUUUAUCAGCUAAUUUUUAAAGUACAGAAACGACCAAUGAAGAAUCUUCCCUUAUGAGCAACAAGAUUUAUCAGCCAUUUGAGUCCUCCAGUUAUACCAUUGACAUAGCAAACUUCAAUGAAAAGAUUGGCAUCAUGGUAUAUGUAUGUGUUUAUUAAGUGAAAGCAAAUUAAGACAAUAAAAUUGGGAACUAUUUUCUCAAUACUAAAAGCUGUUCUACAAUCAUGCCAAUUCAAAUACUGGAGCCUCCUGGAGAAACUUCAUCAACCUAACAGGCAAACUGGACACAACGACUGAAGCGAACUUGAAGUUGGAUUGAGGACAACACUGUCUCACCCAUUUUAUCAAUACAUGUUUAGAGAAAGGGCAUUGUGUUAAUAUGUUUUUUCAUUGCAGGAUGAACAUCGCUUACAG